Metarhizium robertsii ARSEF 23 is the source of this 696-nucleotide messenger RNA. RefSeq names its product Hypoxia induced protein, domain protein. NCBI's taxonomy places the organism in Eukaryota, Fungi, Ascomycota, Sordariomycetes, Hypocreales, Clavicipitaceae. Gene Ontology annotation, biological process: mitochondrial respiratory chain complex IV assembly. The transcript is spliced from 2 exons. Gene Ontology annotation, cellular component: mitochondrial inner membrane. The record is from RefSeq and is a predicted model, not a curated record. Bases 1 to 696 code for a protein of 231 amino acids.
AUGAAGGUCGUCAGCAAAGAAGAGGAAAAGGCCCACUACAACGUCGUCGUAAAAGGCGGCCUGAUCGGCGGCACGGCCAGCUUGGCCCUCGGCCUCGGCGGUGUAGUGUUCGCCUCGCGCCGCUACCCUGCCUUCCGGUCGCUGACCGUCCCCUUCCGUGCCUUCCUCGUCACGUCGACGGCGACGUUUGGCGCCAUUGUCAACGCCGAGCGGUACUCCAAUAACUUCCAGCGUCAAAACGACCCCAACUACGGUUACAAGGACACUUCGCAGCGAGCCAUCCAGAUUGCGCGCGAGAACGAGUCGACGUACGAGCGCUUCAUGGAAUGGGGCAAGGAGAAUCGCUACAGCAUCGUCUUCGCCUCGUGGCUGGCGAGUAUGGCCGUCGCGCUGGCCCUCGUCGGCCGCGCUCCCAUGAGCACCUCGCAGAAGCUGGUGCAGGCUCGUGUCUACGCGCAGGGGCUGACACUGGCCGUGCUCGUCGUCAGCGCUGCCUUUGAGAUGCACGAUGCCAAGAAGGGCAGCGGCCGGUGGGAGACGGUCAUGGUGGUAGACCCCAAUGAUCCUGAGCACAAGCACUUGAUUGAGAAGAAGAUUCACAAGGAAGAGUAUGAGGGCCAAGAUUUAUGGAUGGAUAUGGUCGAAGCUGAGGAACGACGAUUGGCUGCUAAGAAGGCUGCGGAGAACAGGGCUUAA